GCCCCGAACCCGCCCACCGCCCUCUCGCAGCCUCCCAGGGCUCUCCGAAACAUUCCUCGCCAGGUUCUCCAAAAGGGUUCUCUGUGGCGUUCUGGGAAGCUCCAUACGCCCCGGGGCCUCGGACCUUCAUGCGUCUCCCAGCAGCAGAGUCCACCCACACCUCCACCCACCACACCACCACCACCACCACCAUGAGCUGUGAGCAGGAGUUUGGAGACGGAGCCAUGGGAGUCACGCUCACGCUGCGCCUCCUCAUGCACGGGAAGGAGGUAGGAAGCAUUAUCGGCAAGAAAGGGGAAACGGUGAAGAGAAUACGAGAAGAGAGCACUGCGAGGAUCAACAUCUCGGAGGGCUCGUGUCCGGAGAGGAUCAUCACCAUCACGGGCCAGACGGACUGCGUGUUCAGAGCCUUCACCAUGAUCACCUUCAAACUGGAGGAGGACCUGACAGCGUUGGUAGCCAAUGGCACGGUGAGCAGCAAGCCUCCGGUCACGCUGCGGCUGGUCAUCCCGGCCAGUCAGUGCGGCUCUCUCAUCGGGAAGGGCGGCUCCAAGAUCAAGGAGAUCCGAGAGACGACCGGUGCCCAGGUGCAGGUGGCAGGUGACCUCCUCCCGAACUCCACGGAGAGAGAGGUGACGAUAUCGGGGAGCCAGGACGCCAUUAUCCAGUGCGUCAAACUCAUCUGCACUGUGAUUCUGGAGUCUCCUCCAAAGGGAGCGACUAUUCCGUACCGACCCAGCCCGACCCCGGGAACCGUGCUGCUGGCAGGAAACCAGGUGUUCGAGGCGUCGGACUUUGGCUCUCACCCUCUUUUCUCCGUGGCACAGGGAGGAGUAGACAUGCAGCAAACGUACGCAGUACAGAGUCACUACGGCAUUCCACAUUCAGAGUUAGCAAAGCUCCACCAGUUGUCGAUGCAGCAGCAGGGCCUGGCCCCCAUCAGCCAAUCAGCGACACAGGUUCUCUCUGAGACUUUCAAACAGCGUUGGUGUUAUAGUGACAUUCUCUGCUCUGUCAGAAAUGGAGCGGUGGACGCCAACUCCCAAACUACAUCUCAGGAGCUCCUCAUUCCAAACGACCUGAUUGGCUCAAUCAUCGGUCGCCAGGGCACCAAGAUAAACGAGAUCCGGCAGGUGUCGGGGGCUCAGAUCAAGAUCGGCAGUCAGAUCGACAGCACCAGUGACCGCCACGUCACCAUCACCGGCACACCGAUCGCCAUCAACCUGGCUCAGUACCUGAUCACUUCAUGUUUAGAGACCGCCAAAUCCACUGCCCAGUCCUCCUCCAUGCCGUCUCCCGUUGACCUGACCAUGAGCUUCACCCAGCCCGCCCCCCCCGCCUCCUCCUCCUCCUCCCCCCUGGCAGCGAUGGGCGCCACUCUGCCCCACGCUCAAAUGCUGGGCGCUCCCUACGCCCUCCCCCUCUCCAGCCUCCUGGGAAUGAAGUCAUUCCCUUACCUGGCACUCUCCACCCCUCCUGCCUCAGCGGCGGCGGCAGCAGGUAUCGGAGCGCCCAUGUUGCAGGGCUCGAUGCAGACGGCGGCGGGCGUUCCCGUUCAGGCUCACGCGGCGGCGGCGGCUGCCCUGGCGUCCUACACGGCCAAGAUCUCAUCCUCGGCCAACGGGAUGAAGAAGCCGGAGAGACAGAAGUUUGCACCGUACUAACGGCGGCGAGGGAAUGAGUUUGCAUCGCUGAGGUAGCUUCUGGGAACCAGGCUGGUUUCUUUUUUUUAGAUGGAAGGGCACGUUUUAUUUUCAUACUUUUAACACUCUCUCACUUCUCUUUCGUCCUCUGCCUCUCCAUCUCUUAUUCCGUUCUUCUUGCUCAAAACAUGUCAAAGGGGGAUCAUUGUAGUCUGUGUGAUUUCAGAUGUGAAAAGUGCAGCAAUAAGUAAGGUUUUUCCAUGGGUAAGUCGCACUGAACUUGCCAUGAUCAGUGCCAUAAUUGGACCAAAAAGGUGCCAGUACACUAAUUCAGCAGUUCCAUGACAUGGCCAUUGCAUGUGUCUUGGAUAUAUUUACGUAUAUUCAAGCGUAUAUCUUGUAGGG
Molecule: messenger RNA, 2048 nt
Organism: Sander lucioperca (pikeperch)
Lineage: Eukaryota; Metazoa; Chordata; Actinopteri; Perciformes; Percidae
Product: poly(rC)-binding protein 4-like
Exons: 14
Coding region: 129-1664 (511 amino acids)
Biological process (GO): negative regulation of mRNA splicing, via spliceosome
Cellular component (GO): nucleus; cytoplasm
Molecular function (GO): mRNA binding
Source: RefSeq, a predicted model, not a curated record